Molecule: messenger RNA, 1408 nt
Organism: Aspergillus vadensis CBS 113365
Lineage: Eukaryota; Fungi; Ascomycota; Eurotiomycetes; Eurotiales; Aspergillaceae
Exons: 1
Coding region: 168-1379 (403 amino acids)
Source: RefSeq, a predicted model, not a curated record
CUAGGAUUUCCCUCUUCUUCCCGCUGGCAUCGUUAGGCUAGUCCGUGGUAGCCCGACUUCCUUCCUCUCUCCCUCCCUCCCAUCUCCCCGAUCUCUCCCUCUCCCUCCUACUCCUCCCUUACUCUCCUCCCCAACCUCCUUCGUCCGAUUCUGGUGGCCAGGCCAGAAUGUGGCUCUACCGUGGCGUGCAGUCCGCUGUAUUUUACUACGCCACCUGCACCCCCUGUGCCAACACCCUAGACCGCCACAAGCGCAAAAAGGAAGCCGUUCGAUCGCAACGCGAAAAGGAUAGGAUAGAUGCUACCGUCACCGACCAACCGAGACCUUUAGCACAACCCACCGCCUUUAGUACCAACCCAGGAUGGGCCGAGGAAAUCGCUCUCGGUCCCGGUCCUCCCGCUAGACGAGGUGGUCACCGCAACGCCCAUCGCCGAACCGACUCUUGGAAUACCGGCAUAUCGGCGGACUCCACACAGGAUGUGAGCCGCGGGGGCAACUCGGCGAACAAGAAGGAUAAGAGCAGUUUGAAGCAUCCGUUGGGCGAUCGGUGGAGCCGCAUGCGAAAUCAGCGCGAGGACGAGCCGUUAUGGGGUCAGGAUGUGGAGGUCAAGGGUUCCUCAGUCGGACUCUCAGGCCGCGGUAAAGCAGAUGCUGGCUCCUCCAGCAAAUAUUACAUUGCUCGUGUGCCCCCAGUCAACGACCUUCAUCCUCCCAUCGUCAGUGGACCUAAGAGCCGCGCCGAAACACGAUGGAUGCUACAACCCCCGCCCAGUGCUCGAGUGAUGGCUGGCAAAGAGCGUUCUGGCGAUACUGUCCGCAACAAUGACACUAGUGGACAACGCGUAGACGGUGACCGAAAUGUCAAGAAGCCCGUCACUCCUGCCCAGCAGCUCCCUCCCAUAGCCACCCAACCUGCCGAAAAGAAGAAUGCCCCUAAGCCUUCCCCGCUUCGCAUGGCCCCCGACGGCUGGUACGAUCCGAGAGCCGUGGAGGACGAUUCGGAAGGAGACGACGAAUUCUCUCCGCCCUCGUCGCCCAGAAUGAUGUUCGGACGUGAUCAGGCCAAUUUUGUAAUCUCCCCAUCAUUCCGCUCGCGCUCUGAUUCGUGUUCUACUCUGUCAUCACCUGGCGAUACCGAAGUGGAGUCUCCGCGGGUCUCCUUGCAUCAGCCCGGGACCCCGACGUCACGGCCUGUCUCCAAAGCAACUCAAGAUAGCGGUAAACAUUUCCCUCCAACGAUCUCACAAGCCCUAUCUACCUUGCAACGUGACAACAACAAGGUUCAAUUGUUGCAUUUGGAAAUCAAUGACUCGCCUGACGAUAUCGGAUUAGGUCAUCUUGAACGUCUCCGACCUUGGCGUUGGAGUAUGGAUAUAUGACCCUAAAGAUCCGUCCGCCUAUCCGCAUA